CGAUGUUCGCGCCAGCUGCAAUCUGAAAAGCGCCGUGAAAAUAGCGCUGGGUUUGUUUGCGUUCGUUUCUUUUCAAGUUGGCUGCGCGGCGUUGCACGACUAUGUUUCGCAUCCACAACUUUCGCGCGUGUUGCUCACGUGGGCCGGUGACACCUUCCUCGUUCGGUGACGGAACGCGACGUAGUAGUUCUAUGCCGUUGUCGGCGUCGGCUCGAAGUUCCGUCGGAAGUUUGUGCGGUUUCGUCUCCUACCUGCUUGUGCUUCGGCCAAGAAACGCGCAGCGUGCCGAGAGAUGUGCGUCAACGCGCCGUGCGCGAACCGUUUGAAUCCGCCGAGCCGAUAGCGGAGUGCUCCGCGUACUGCAGCUGCCUCCAACCGAGCGUUUAGGCCUAGCAUCGCGUCCGCUGAGAAAUGAAGACGAACGACGCAGCCGGCUCUGUGACAAGUGGUUCAGUGGGUGACCACGAUAACGAUGCGAGAAGAGGAGCCGUCGUUCGCCCGUCGGCACACGUCGCUUUGUGCGAUCACUACGCUAGCGACAACCCUUUUUACGGCAAGCGGUGCCCUGUGUGCGAGCUCUUGGGUCGGUGCGGUGACAUGUUGCGUGUGGCUCGCAAAUCGCCCUGUCGGCGCACCCGUCACGAAUGCGAGCUCAGUUAUAACCCGAACUCGAGAGGUGCCGUUUGUCACACCUUUGUACCAGUUGGGCGCCGGUUCCCGUCCUCAGCUGUGGGUACCGGCUCGCACGCAACAGUUGAUGCAGCCGACCCGAGGCUCUGCGGUGCCACACCUGGCAGUGGGCUCAAGGGCCCUAGCUCGUACUUGCCUUCCAGUGCAGCCAGCCGGGCAAGCAGUCUGAUGACUGGCCACCACGGGGCAGGGGGCGGGACAGGGCCACCGCCCCUGCACUCAGGGGACUACUCAUCCAAGCUGCACCACGUGGCCCCACCUCCUCCUCCGCCACCACUCAUGGGUCCUGCGGGCGCGGCAGGUGCUCCUGGCACUCAGUCAUAUCCCGUCCAUCCAGAUGUGCGUUUCAAAAGGCUGCCAUUUUACGACAUCCUGGCCGAACUCCACCGACCUGCCAGUCUGAUGCCCAACACCAACACAAGGUUCCAGGAGAACAGUUUCGUGUUCCAUUUCACGCCUCAACAAGUACAUGACAUAGUCUCUUCAAGGGACUACAACUUGGGAAAGCCAGAAUACGGAGUGCAAGUACAGCUUCGGUUUUGUCUGCUGGAAACAAGCUGUGAGCAGGAUGACAACUACCCUCCAAGUAUGUGUGUCAAAGUCAACGGUAAGGUGUGUCAACUGCCAAGCCCAAUCCCCACCAACAAGCCUGGCAUGGAGCCCAAGCGACCAAGCCGACCGAUCAACAUUGUUACCAUGUGCCGUCACUCUCCUACUGUGUCCAACCAUAUCUCUGUCACCUGGCUCUCCGAGUAUGGCCGGGCCUAUGCCUUGGGUGUGUACCUUGUGCGAAAGUUGACGGCAGCAACUCUCCUCCAGCGGCUAAAGGCAACAGGCAUGCGGAAUCCCGACCACACACGAGCAAUGAUCAAAGAAAAGCUUCAACAUGACCCUGACUCUGAAAUUGCUACAACAAGUCUGCGUGGGUCUCUAAUCUGUCCGCUGGGCAAGAUGCGAAUGGGUAUUCCAUGCCGAGCGCUAACAUGUCCACACCUACAGUGCUUUGAUGCUUCGCUUUACCUGCAAAUGAAUGAAAAGAAGCCCACAUGGAUUUGCCCAGUCUGUGACCGGCCGGCCACCUUCUCCUCAUUGGUGAUCGAUGGGCUAUUCAUGGAAAUUGCCAUGAAGGCACCCAGUGAUUGCACUGAGGUUCAAUUCCACGAAGAUGGUUCCUGGUCUCCUUUGGUGCCAAAGAAGGAGACCCAUGUUAUUAACAGCCCCAGUUCCUCUGCAACAGCAUCUACCUCUAGAAGUUCAGCUCCUUCAACAUCAUCAUCGAGGGAUCCACCUGGUCGGCCCAGCAAGAAACCUCGGGUGGUCGUCAUAGACCUGACAGCGUGUAGCAGUGAGGAGGAAGAUGACGGUGGUCGCAGUUCAGUGCCCACACCUGGAUCUCACAUGGGUGGGCCACCGCCGUUGGUUUCUGGCAUUUCCGGAGGAGCACACUCUCAGGGUUUGUUGUUGCACUGCACUUCUUCCUUGCACUGUGAAGCUAGUGACAAGAUAGCUAGUCACACCAUUGCAGCUUUGUGUGAGCUGCUGUAAUUGUGUUUAAUUUAC
Molecule: messenger RNA, 2250 nt
Organism: Dermacentor silvarum
Lineage: Eukaryota; Metazoa; Arthropoda; Arachnida; Ixodida; Ixodidae
Product: E3 SUMO-protein ligase PIAS2
Exons: 10
Coding region: 412-2235 (607 amino acids)
Biological process (GO): regulation of transcription by RNA polymerase II; protein sumoylation
Molecular function (GO): transcription coregulator activity; zinc ion binding; SUMO ligase activity
Source: RefSeq, a predicted model, not a curated record